AUGUUGCCCGAGUACCCAUUCGAACCAAUGUUCCGAGCAGCAGCUUCCAUGAACAAAGACAUAUCCUUCGGUGACACUGAUAUCAUCACAAACCGCAACAGCCUUCGGAAGCUGCUCGACUUCAGCGCCGGCCGGGCCCGCAACAGCUUCCGACUCAACCUUCACCUGGUGCGCGACACCCUGAUCAUCGAGCGCUGCGAAAAGGAUGCCCGCGAGAUCCUCGGCGGGUCGCGGAACUCUGGUUGGGGCCGGAACUUUGAAAAGGCUUCGGUCAAAUUUCCCAUCGGUCUGGAAGACAGUCUGGGUCACCACCGCACGCUGCGGUACUCGCUUGGAGCGUUGAAUUGUGCGGUGCAGUUUGAAGUUGAUGCCAGCUACGACCCUGAUGGCCAAGACGCCGCUGAUUCGGACACUCUGACUGUACCUAUGGAGAAACUGUCCAUCAAGUCUACUCAGCCACACGAGGUCGAGAAAUCCUCGCGAGGCUUGCAAGUCGAGACAGCCUAUGCCGAAGCGCACGUGAUGCGCCAGUCAACUGCUGCGGAAAUCAAAUCCACGACCAGGAACAAGUCACCCGGCCAGUAUAUGCCGCAGCUCUGGUUCGGCAGAACACCCUGGCUCAUCGUCGGUCAUCACAACGAGGGGACUUUUGACAGCAGGAAGAUCACCGGUGUGGCGGCUAGCUUCGCCGACUGGGAGACCACGCACCAGGCCCCGCUGCAGAAGCUGGUAACCGUGCUCGUCGAGCUCCGGCAUGCGGUCCGGAAGAAUGGAGGCCGGCACAGCGCUGCUGUUUACGAGCAAGGCUCCGGAACCAUUCGUGUCUUUGAGUUGACGAGCUUCCGACAGGCAUUGCCGAUGGACCUAAGGCAAAAGCUUUGGACUUGA
This is a messenger RNA of Colletotrichum spaethianum, 888 nucleotides long. RefSeq lists its product as uncharacterized. The coding region runs from base 1 to 888 and encodes 295 amino acids. The transcript has a single exon. NCBI's taxonomy places the organism in Eukaryota, Fungi, Ascomycota, Sordariomycetes, Glomerellales, Glomerellaceae. The record is from RefSeq and is a predicted model, not a curated record.